GUCGGUCGAUACUAGUUUGUGGAUGGGGGAAUCCUGCUGGCCGCUGGCUGGAACCUGUUGCUUCGUAGUUCCGUGUUGUGCAAUGGACGGCAGUGUCCACCACGAUAUAACAGUUGGUACUAAGAGAGGAUCCGACGAGCUUUUCUCCAGCGUCUCCAGCGACCCAUAUAUCAUGAGCACCACAGCCAAUGGCAACGACAGCAAGAAGUUCAAAGGUGACAUAAGAGGCCCCAGCCUACCUUCGAGGGUCAUCCACAUCCGCAAGCUUCCCAGUGACAUCACAGAGGCCGAGGUCAUCAGCCUGGGCCUGCCGUUCGGCGACGUCACUAACCUGCUGAUGCUGAAAGCCAAGAACCAGGCCUUCUUGGAGAUGAACUCGGAGGAAGCAGCUCAGAACAUGGUGGGUUAUUACUCCACUAUGAUGCCCGUCAUCCGACACCAACCCGUCUACCUGCAGUUCUCCAACCACAAGGAGUUAAAAACGGACAACUCCCCCAAUCAGGAGAGGGCCCAAGCGGCUCUGAGGGCCCUCAGCUCCUCCCAUGUGGACCCGCAGAUGGCCGCUCCCAGCACGGUGCUGAGGGUGGUGGUGGAGAACCUGCUGUACCCGGUCACCCUGGACGCUCUCUGCCAGAUCUUCUCAAAGUUCGGCACUGUGCUGCGGAUCAUCAUCUUCACCAAGAACAACCAGUUCCAGGCGCUGCUGCAGUUUUCAGACGGCUCAUCUGCCCAGGCAGCCAAACUGACUCUGGAUGGACAGAACAUCUACAACGGCUGCUGCACCCUGAGGAUCAGCUUCUCCAAACUCACCAGCCUCAACGUCAAAUACAACAACGAGAAGAGCCGGGACUUCACCCGGCCGGACCUGCCGUCCGGAGACAGCCAGCCCGGCCUGGAGCACCCGGCCAUGGCCGCCGCCUUCGCUCCAGGAAUCAUUUCUGCGGCGCCGUACGCCGGAGCGACGCACGGCUUUCCACCGGCGUUCGCGAUUCAGCCAGCAGUGUCCUCCGCCUACCCGGGCCUGACGAUGUCGGCUCUCCCCGGAGCGCUGGCCUCCCUGGGCCUGCCCGCCACCGCCAGGCUGGGCUUCCACUCCAUCCCCGCCGGACACUCGGUCCUGCUGGUCAGCAACCUGAACCCUGAGAGAGUUACGCCCCACUGCCUCUUUAUUCUCUUCGGUGUUUAUGGAGACGUGAUGAGAGUGAAGAUCCUGUUCAACAAGAAGGAAAACGCUCUGGUACAGAUGUGUGACAGUACCCAGGCUCAGCUAGCCAUGAGCCACCUGAAUGGCCAGCGGCUGCAUGGGAAACCUCUCCGGAUCACGCUGUCCAAACACACCAGCGUCCAGCUUCCCCGCGAAGGCCACGAGGACCAGGGCCUGACCAAAGACUACAGCAACUCCCCGCUGCACCGCUUUAAGAAGCCCGGCUCCAAAAACUACUCCAACAUCUUUCCUCCCUCCGCCACCUUGCACCUCUCCAACAUCCCCCCUUCUGUGGUUGAAGACGACCUGAAGAUGCUGUUUUCCAGCUCUGGAGCCAUCGUCAAGGCCUUCAAGUUCUUCCAGAAGGACCACAAGAUGGCUCUGAUCCAGAUGGGUUCGGUGGAGGAAGCCAUCGACUGCCUCAUCACGUUCCAUAACCACGACCUGGGCGAGACGCACCACCUGCGCGUCUCCUUCUCCAAGUCGUCCAUCUGAGCCGGAGGAUGGUUUUUAUUUUUACACGGCGUCCACUACACUCCAAUCAUUCCGAUGCAGAAACCAACACAGAGUCUGCUGUGAUGUUAAAUUAUUGUGUGUUUUUGUUUUUUUUAGAUUCUUUACCUUCAGAGGAAGGUAGGAUUAUCCCACGAAUACGACGCUUCAGAGGUGGGCCUCUGGAGUCCUGUAGUUAUUCUCUAAAGUCAGAGAAAAGUCAGUAUUCUGAGUUUUAACUGUUUGAUAAAAGUUGUCAGAAUUUACUGUCCUCCUUGUUGGGACGUUUUUAGCGUCUUCUGCCUUUUGACUUUUAAUCACGGAUUAAAGUCGGCCUUCGCAAAUCCUUCAGACCUGACUUUAACUCAGAAUGAUCACUUUAAUCUCUGAUUCUCGCCUGAUUUAAUAAAUUAAGAUUGUUAAAAGAUGAACCCAGUUUGGGAAGUCGUAGCUUCUGACCGUCUCGUUUCACUCGGGCGUUCUCUCGAAACGCCUCUUGACCUUAAAACGACCUCUGUGCCUUAUUCUGACUCAAACACAAAACGAAGCCUCUGAAUUGGCAAAAGCAGGUUUACAGAUGAUAAAGGUUUACUGUUGAGAUGUUUUCCUAUUUUUGUGUAUGUUAUUGGUGUUGUCUGUGCUUUUCUGUUAGUGUUUUGUAAUGUUGGUUACUGUAGCAUCAAACAUGUGAACUGAGUGUUUUAGCGGCUUCGCUACGUCAUUUAGAUUGAACUUUUCUUUCUCGUCACUUUCUGGCUCUUUUCUUUCCCAAAUAUGCAAUCAUUAUGUAAUCCUAUAUUGUAGCAAUAUUUUAAUCAUUCCUGAGCUUUUGUCUUCUUGUCCUGGCUGUCGGUGAGCUCGGCCGUUUCCGCUGCCUUCUUCGACCCGAAGAUGAAUGUUUUGUUUUGUUUUGUUAGUUGCGUGUCUCUUGAAACGUUUUUAAUUUAUACGUUUGUGAUCCACUACAGCUAAAACCAAAAACAGCCUUUUUAGAUACAAACAAUUCCACCUGCCUCAGGUUUCUGAUUUUUAAGGACUAAAAAAACAAGAUAAUAGUGGUUCAGGCUUUUAUUGGUGGUGUUUUUCUUUUUUUCCUGUGAAAAUGUAAAUGACUUCAACCAAUUUGAAGUCAUUUACCGCUGGUUUCGCGGUGUGCCUUCAACCCAGCACUGAAGUCGCAACAUCACAAAGUGAAAUCUUCUGACGGUCUAGUCAAAGUUUGCUGGUUUGGUUCAUUUAUCUCUUAAUUCUUCAAACCGUCGACAUUCCAGCCACUCGGAAGUCCACUCCAUUUUCAGUGUAAUGCGAUAUUUUGCUGUCUGAACGAAGUGUUUCGUAGAAAUGAGCUGCUGAGGUUUGCGGUGGCGAUGCGUUCGGGGCACCUGGGAAAAGUUAGAGGAACUUCGAUUAGAAAAGGAAAAAACGUUCCAGUUCAGAUUUUAACGUGAAAAUUUCACAACGCAAUGAGUUUCCCAUCAUGUUACAACGCGAAACGUUUUGACGAGUUUUAUCACGUUAAAACGUAAAACUUUUUCAUUUUAAUGUUUUUCACAUAUUGUUACGACAGAAAACUUUAUUAAACUUGUUUCAUUUAAACAAACUUUCUCAUUAUAGCGAAUUUUACGUCAUAUAACAUGAAAGUUUAUUUUUUAUUAUGAUACUGUGAACGUUUGUCUUGAUGAGUUUUAUCAUGUUGUAAUGUGAAAACUUUUCCCUACAGUUUCACAGUUUUACAUAAUUUUAAAAUUUUCACGUUUUAUAUUUUAUGAUAACAAAGUUUCUCGUUAUUGUGCGAAAGUUUUACGUUUUGACAAGCGUUAUAUCUUAUGUGAAUUUCUCAUUUAAUUAGUUUCAUAUCUUGUCAAAGUGUGAAACUUUGGAGCUGAAAGAAAAAAGUUACAUUAUAAUGAGAUGAAAUUCAUCAACACAUUAAACUUUCACAUUGUAACAAUAUGAAAUCAGAGUUUUUCACGCAACACAAUAUGAAACUCGUUAAAACAAAGAACUUGUGUUAUACCAAGAUGUAAAACUCGUUAUAACAAGAACUUACUAAAACUUGAAACUCGCUUAACCAUCAGAAGCGAAAGAUUUUUUUAACAAUAAAAUGUCUAAUUUUGACAAGUUUUAAAUCUCUAACAUUCAAGUUUCUUGUCUGGAAGCGUUUUAUAUCUCACUAUGACAAAAAUAAUGCUCCUGAAUUUAUUUCCCACUUUUGGCAGUUGCAUUCUUCCAUAGAUGAGAUGAGUCAUAGAUGAGUCUCCUCUGAUUGGUCAAUUCCAGUGGUCUGAUCUGACUCCGCCUAUUAAAUCUGAAUUAAUUUUAUUGGCUGAAAUGUUUUCUAUAAAACUAAGAAUAUUACAUUGUUUUUUUCAAAGAUUUUUGUCUUUAAAUGACAUUUACUUUGCAAUUAUUUUGGUGUUUAUACAUGAGUUUUUUUCUGUUGGUGUGGAGAGUUGCCAGGAUUUCCCCCCAUGACGUAAAAUGGACCAAUGAAAACACUCCAAAUGCUGGACAUAAAGUCCUUUUAUUUACUGUGAAAAAGCUUUUAACUGCGAACACAGCGAUCCAGCUGCGUGUUCAGUUUCUCCCUGAGUGCACCCGAAUGCAUCGUGACCUUUCAUUGUCCGGUAGAGCGGGAGCCCGAACCGGGUCAAAGGUCACCUGACUGUACAUACAUGUUUUAUACACGGCUGUCUGAGAGGUGACUAUUGGUUUUAUAUCCAAUGAAACGUGUAUAUUUUGAUUCAAGUGUGCAACAAGUUCUGAGCCUCACGUUGUGUCACAAAGAAAAAAAUAAAUCAGUCUUUUUUUUUUUAAACAAACAUUUCAACGUUUGUUGUUUUUUUUUGUUGACAAAAGCAUAAAAAAGAAGCAUCUCCUCUUAAUUUUCAUCCAAAAGUGGAUUUUAAAAUCUGGCAAACUUCACAAUUUAACUGAAAACUACAGUGGCCCAGAGGUGCAAAUUCAUAGUUAACACAGGAAGAACACAAAGCUGGAAAUUUGCAAAAAAUAAAAAUAAAUAAAACUAUAAUUUGAGAUUAAUGUAAAACGUUUUCUAGAAAAAACAUAACUUUCUGAGUUUGAAAAGUUUUUUUCCUGCACAUUUUCUGUGUUUUGGAGCUCAAAAAGUUUAUUCCUAAUGUCUGAGAUUAAUCUCUUAAUUUGAGUUUUCUUGGUGGAAACUUCCAGCACUUUUUCUAUUAAUGCUGGACAGGAUGGGCCUAAUUCUCAAUACUCUGAAGGAUUAAACAUAAUCCAUAAUCUCUAAACAUAAUCCUUCAAGCCUUACAUUUUCUGAGGACUUUGAGUCUGGAUGAGUCUUUAUCUGUCUGCAGACUAAUUCAUGUUGACAGAGAACAACUUAACACAAAGUGAAAACUAAAUCUGAAUAAAAUCAAGGUCAAUCACCAGCAGAGGGCGCCAAACUCCAGAAAAAAAGUUUAUACAGAAACUGGGAGGCAAAACAAGAUGAAUGUAAAAGUUUUAAACUUUUAAAGCUGUAGUUAUAAUUAAGCUCAUCCUUUCCUCAAUUGUUUUAGAACAUAAAUUUGUUUUUGUGCCUGAAAUGCUUUUGUUUUUCCAUCAAACUGAAAUAUUUGAAUAAAAAUAAAAGUUGCUCAUGUGAUGCGUGGUUGAAAUGAGAAAAUAAUUAGAAAAACGUGAAACUUUACAAAUUAAAACUGACUGAAGUUUGGU
This is a messenger RNA of Poeciliopsis prolifica (blackstripe livebearer), 5392 nucleotides long. RefSeq names its product polypyrimidine tract binding protein 1b (gene ptbp1b). Lineage: Eukaryota; Metazoa; Chordata; Actinopteri; Cyprinodontiformes; Poeciliidae. Gene Ontology annotation, molecular function: mRNA binding. The transcript is spliced from 15 exons. Gene Ontology annotation, cellular component: nucleus. Gene Ontology annotation, biological process: mRNA processing; regulation of cell differentiation; regulation of RNA splicing. The coding region runs from base 23 to 1699 and encodes 558 amino acids. The record is from RefSeq and is a predicted model, not a curated record.